AUGGCCGAAGUCAAGAAACUCGGGGGCAGCUUAGUGGAGAUCUCGGCCGUGUCGACUAUUAUCGGGGCCCCCAUCGCCGAAGCCCUCAUCCAUGGCCUCAAGGCGGCGUGCGGAGUUGUUUGGGCACCCAUGAGCUGCUUCGGUGUCGUCCACGUUGUCAAGGCCUGCCUGGCGGCGUCAGCGCCGGAUUUCCUGCGUGAGUCGAUGGGCCUGCGCAACCAGUUUGUCGAUGAUGCUAUCGGUGUCGUCCUGCCUGUAAAUCGGUUCAAACAGGCACGCAGUCGCAUGGAUCUGGGCGAUGCUUGUGCCAUCGAAGUCUUGCCGCAACGACGAUGGGUCGGUCGUUGGAUACUUGAUUCGACUCCCAAACCGUUUUGGAGGACGACAGAUCGCCCACGCACCGAAAAGAAGGCGGGCGAAAUCGCACAGAUCAAGGCCGCCGACUAUGACGGCAGACACUCCCAUUACCGCUCCCACUGCCUGUAUACGCUGGACAAGAACGCACGGCUGGCCCUCGACACAGUCCCUAACAGUGAGAAAGGCGCCCCCAUCGCUAUCCACCGCUUCAUCCUGGAUGUGGGUGGUGUCCCUGCCGCCUGGCGCGACUGGCUAUGCCUGCUGCUCUCGCUCGCCAAACUGAUCGAGGUGUUCGUCCUGCGCGCUAUCGGGAGCCGUCGCGUCUGGGUUUGGACGAUGGUAGGUUGGGCGCACGCCUUCGCAGCUGCCGUGCUCCUGCAGACCACCGGACUCGGCCGUGACGAUGCCACCAAACGCACCCGACACCUCGUCGCGGGGACCCCGCUGCCCUCGGCGCUCCAGGUCGGCGAACACGGCAAAAUCGUCCUCGGCAUCCCGGCCAACAUCCGCCGCCACGUCCUCUGGCGCACGGUCCUCGGCGCCGCAGGCGUUGGCGUCAACCUCGUCGGUCUCCUGGGCACUUUCACCUCGCUGGACGGCGAGCCCGACCGCGCGCUCUACGUCUGGAUCGCCUUCCAGGUCUUCUGGCUCAUCCUGCGCAGUGUGGUCUACUACUUCGCCCCGGGCGGCACCGCCGUCCAGCAGGGCUUGAUGACCUCGCGGACCUGGGAGACUGCCUCGCCGGACGACAGAGAGCAGGUUCUCCUGCUGUUGGAUGAGCUAGCCGCCCACCAGGCGUCGACGCAUCCGCGGGGGUACUUUGCGUACCUACGGGACUGCAUGUCGUUCGCAGACCUCCGCACCCGCCUGCAGGAUGUGGGCUCGCUCACGCGGUUCUUGCCCCUCGAUGCGCUUUGCGCCGCGGGCGGACAGUCCUCGAUGACGAUCGUCGCAGUCACGGGCGACCCGAUGAUCCGCACUGCGGCAUGGAUGCAGGGAUGUAAUCUGGACAAUUCGGAGCUGUACGACUCGUGUAUUGCGUUUGUGCAGAUUCAGAUUCAAGCCUUGGAGAAAGGCGCAGACGUGACCACUAUCACUGAGGAAAGGGUAAUCGCUAUUCCGUGCGUACGCGUGUACUCGUGCGACUGCAUGGCCGGGGAUAGCUUCGACCGGGGAAACAGCCAUCCUGUGUGCGGGAAGAUCCAGUGGUGGUACUUUUUCCCCGUGUCGCCGUCGACACCUGGCUCGUCGUCGGUGACUCUUCCGGACUCGCCGGUACUGCUGUCGACUACUGUCUCCACGGGCAGAGAUACAAGCCCGGGGACGGAUGACACCCUUACCGUGUCGGAGUCGGAUAGCAGUCCUGGCGCGAUGCUGACACCUCACGCCGCGCGAUGGGUCAUUGCGCAUAGCACAAAGGCAACGGGUGGGCUGGAUGCGGAGGUCGUCAGUGAGAUCGAGCUGGAGCGGAGGUUGUCGUUUGGGUGGUGGAAGAUUAGUAUCAGUGGGAUGGCGGAGAUGCGGAAGACGUGGGAUGUUGCGACUGUCGCGGCGGAUGCUGUUGUGCGGAUGCUGCGGUAG
Aspergillus terreus NIH2624 is the source of this 1938-nucleotide messenger RNA. RefSeq lists its product as uncharacterized. The record is from RefSeq and is a predicted model, not a curated record. NCBI's taxonomy places the organism in Eukaryota, Fungi, Ascomycota, Eurotiomycetes, Eurotiales, Aspergillaceae. The transcript has a single exon. The coding region runs from base 1 to 1938 and encodes 645 amino acids.